Molecule: messenger RNA, 2298 nt
Organism: Megalops cyprinoides (Indo-Pacific tarpon)
Lineage: Eukaryota; Metazoa; Chordata; Actinopteri; Elopiformes; Megalopidae
Product: skin secretory protein xP2-like
Exons: 5
Coding region: 131-961 (276 amino acids)
Biological process (GO): anterograde axonal transport
Cellular component (GO): mitochondrion
Source: RefSeq, a predicted model, not a curated record
UUAAAAGGGGGAGUUGGCGAUCUUGCAGCCAGUCAGCCAGUCAAAGCUGGAUUUUAUUCCUAUCGUGCAAACGUUCAUUGAGCCUCCACAGAAGUGCACGGUGCAGUUUUAGCCACAGGAUUGAGCAGCGAUGUUUCUCUGCAGAACGGCCUGGCAAAGACUUGGGCCUUUGGCACGGAAGACAGUCACACCUUUGUCCAGAAAUGUGGUUCCAGUGCGGCCCAUGUCUUUUGGACUACCUGGGGGCUCAGGGUCCAACAUCGUGUACAUUGUUCUCUGUGGAGGGUCUCUCACGGCCGCCGCCAUUUAUGCUUACAGGACUGUAAACACCGACAGCGAGCGGUUCAAUGACAGAGUGGCCGAGAUCAACACCCGAGCCGAGAAGAGUGAGGAAGAGGGAGCGAAGGUUGAGGUGGCGGCUGAGGCCGCUGCCCCGGCGGCAGAGGCAGCCCCUGCUGAAGCCGCGGCUCCUGCAGAGGCUCCCGCCGAAACAGUCGCUGCCGAAGCGGCGCCCGCCGAGCCCGUCGUCGCUGAGGCAGCGCCCGCAGAGCCCGUCGUCGCUGAGGCGGCUCCCACAGAAACCGUUGUCGCUGAGGCUGCUCCCGCCGAGGCCGCCCCCGCUGAAGCGGCCCCUGUAGAAGCUGUGGCCGCCGAGGCAGCCCCCGCUGAGGCGGCUCCCGUAGUCGCCGAGGCUGCUCCUGUGGAAACCGUGGUCGCCGAGGCUGCUCCUGCAGAGGCUCCGGCCGCCGAGGCGGCUCCCGCAGCUGAAGCCGUGGCUGUAGCCGAGGCUCCCGUGGUGGUGGUGGAGGCCGCGCCGGCCGAAGCUGCAGCGCCGGCCCCCGAAGAGGCGGCGCCUGCCCCUGCAGAGUCCAGCGGUACGGCCCCUGAGGCAGCCCCGGAGACGGCCCCUGCAGCCCCUGCGGCAGAGCAGGAGGCCGCUCCGGGAGUCGCCGCCGCAUAGGCGUGAGGUUCAAGGUUCACAACUCGACAGAAAAGGCACACAGUGUCCUUUUCCAACCCAACCCGCGUAACAUUUUACAAUAAGCUGCAGAGGUUAACCAGCACUAUGCAGAGUUAGUUUUGGGCUCUAAUCUCAUUUCUGCUAUGACCAGAUCUCCUUGAGGACCUUCUACUCUAUAUUUCAACAGUUGGUUGUAAGUAGGAGAUUAGAAACAGUUGAAAGUAUGACUUCAGUGCAAUUCAGAGUAGGCCAUGUAUGGAUUUUUUUUUUUUCCUAACUGGAUGUUUAAAAAUAUGGUUGAAAUAAAUAAUUACUCAAAGUGCCCCUUAUAAUUCAGGACAUAACUCUGUCUUGAAUUCUUAAAAUUAGGAAAUAUGGCCUUUUGAGGUCACACAGCAAUUUGGUCUAGGAUUCUCACUCUAGCUGCAGGUCCAACCAUGACUGCAAUAGUUAACAAAAAAGGGUGUGUGUAUUGGCGCACCAUCUUUGACAUGUUGAACAUGUCUCAACCUCGUUUUGAUAAACAUUGUUAUAAUCCUCCUCAGGUUGUUUUGCAGGUUAUGGUGUUGAAUACAUUACCUUUUAGAUACAGUGAGAAACAAGAUGCUUGUGGCACACUCUUCUGCUGCAUCUUAUUGUGAAAUGUGACCAAAACCUGUUAGAUUCCUUCUGCUCCCCCGCUGUUUCCUCUCCCUCCUUGCACAAACUGCUGCUCAAUCCUCAGCCGUUGUUUACAGACCUGAGCCAAUCUACCUUCACGUGAAGCCAAUAGUAGCGAGUUUCUACUUUACCUGCCUUACCUCCUUGGAAGCCGAGCACUGUGGGUUACAGCACUGCGGCGCAGUGGCCUCCACCGUUUUCAGUGUCUUUCCACUACCAGCCACUAACACACGUUCUUAUCCACACUGAGCUUAUCGAAUGAGUUGGGCCUUAAAAUCGUGCUUCUCUGCCAGACUGUGAUGCUUCACUUGAAUCCGUUAUGUUGUAGAGCAAUGUGACCGCUUUCAUUUUCAUUAAUCUGUAGAAUUCAGCUGAGCCUAGGCCAUUUUCUGUGUGCUGAGAGCUGUUACAGUGUAGUUUUAAAUUCAACUGUGAAACCUGUGUAAGGGAACUUUGCAUUAAAACCACACAGUAUCACUUUGAUGUAUUUUGUAUCCUAGUUCACGUUGCUACCAUGACCAACAGAAGCGUUAGUGUGAAAAACUGGCAGAACAGAAUUGAACAAGGGAAUUUAAGCCGUUCAAUAAAGGCUUUGACAACACUUCUGCUGUUUAUUUUUCCUUAAUUGGGUGUGUCUAUGGCAAAAUAGAUGCAUUCCAUAUUUAAAGCUUUGGAAG